This is a messenger RNA of Racocetra persica, 1970 nucleotides long. The record is from the annotation of a GenBank genome assembly. Lineage: Eukaryota; Fungi; Glomeromycota; Glomeromycetes; Diversisporales; Gigasporaceae.
AAGGCGCUACAGGUGAAGAUACGUAUAUGAUAUUACCACCAACUCCACAUCAUGAGGCGAAAACUUACGUUGGAAUGUUAGUUGCGUUCCUCAUGGAUAAUUGUAUGGAAUAUAUAGGUAGUUUGGUAGGUCAAUAUAUAUAUUUUGGACCUCCUGUGACAGUACAACCGAACGAUAGAUUGAUUCAAAAGGACAAGCGGGACAAAUCAGACAAGCCAAUUUAUGAGCAAGAACGUAAUAAAGAGAAAACUCAACCAAAAGUUGAUAUUGGAAAUAAGGAUGAUGAAAGAAAUGGAUUUAAUAACAUUAGAAAUUAUGAUAUAAUUAAACAAGAUCUUGAGGCAAAUAUCGAUUCUACAAAGACGCUUGAACAAAAGAAUAUUCAGGAGAAGAAUGUCGGCCAAGAGGAUAAAGAGGAACAAGAGGAGCAAGAAGAACAAGAGGAACCAGAGGAGCAAGAAGAACAAGAGGAACCAGAGGAGCAAGAAGAAAUAAGUUUGGAUGACAGUGGAAUUGAUAUUGGAGAAUAUGCACCUGAAUCGGCUGAGGAAAAUAAAAAAGAUCAAGACAUAGAUUUUGAAGAAUCUCAACCUGAAGAAAAUCAGCUUGUUGCGAAUGAAGAAAAUGAUAAUGAAUUUUUGCUUGAAACAAUCGAUAAAGACUCAGAAGUUGGUGAAACAAUUGAAGGAAGUACCGAAUAUUUUAACGACAAAGAAUUACAUCAUUCAAGUGACACACUAGGAUCACCUAAGAGUGAUACAGAUGAUAGUAUAGAUAAUUCACCCGCUUUUGAGCCUCGCAUAUCCAACGAUCGGAUCUUUCCGGUUGAAGACAUUCAAUUCACACACAUUACGGCGAAAGAAAUACGCAUGGUUCAAAGCGAUUUAAUAAUUGAUGAUGGUCGUGAAGAAGAGACUAGUGAUAAUGGAAUGGAAUAUCGUGAAUAUGUCGAUCCUAAUAUUAUAUCGAAUGCUACAUCACAACUCCCUGGAAAUUGGCCAACAGCUGAUGUUCCUCCUCAACCAAAUCCAAACUUUACAAAGCUAGUAGAUUUAACCAAGGUUUCAAAAGCACCCGUUAAUCUAGCAACUCCUAAUUGUGCUGCUAACCCUAAUGAUACUUUUUGUUAUUGGUCUUGCACCGGAUGUGUUCGUAAUAAAACAGAUGUAGUAAGAUGUCCUAACAAAUUAGAUUGGGGACUUAGUUUCGAUGAUGGCCCAACUACUUUUACAGACACACUCCUCGAUUACCUAGACACACAAAAUAUAAAAGUUACCUUUUUUGUUAUCGGUUCUCGAGUAAUUCAAAAUCCUGCUAUCUUGCAGAAAGCUUUUAAAGCUGGACAUCAAAUUGGUAUACACACUUGGUCACAUCCUCAACUUACAACUCAAAGUUCUGAACAAAUGAUUGCCGAAUUGAAAUAUACUGAAACAGCAAUUAAAGCGGCUAUUAACGUCACUCCUAAAUAUAUGCGCCCACCAUUCGGCGAUUAUGAUGAUCGAGUUCGUGAUAUUUCAACUCAACUCGGUUAUAAACCAACAAUUUGGGAUUUAGACACUUUCGAUUGGAUGUCUCAGAGUAAUAAAGACUUUCAACUUACUUGGAUAGAAGGUAACUUCACUCAAUGGACAACUGAUCCAAAACUUGCCAAUACUGGUCAUAUCUCUCUUGAACACGACUUAUAUAAUCAAACUGCCGCCCGAGUUCCUCUAGUCGUACCAAUUCUUAAAAAAGCCAAUUAUAAUAUUAAACCUAUUGCUGCUUGCCUGGGUGAUAACCAACCUUAUGUAGAAAAUGUUGUUCUGGAUGCGCCUAACUCUGCUACUUCAACACCUGCACCUUCACCUUCGAGUACAAAAAAUGCUGCCUCAUCUAAUAAAGCUAGUAGUACUUCAAAAGCUAGUAGUACUUCAUCAGCUACAUCUGAUGCUACCAAGAUGUUCAAUAGUAGUCUUUGGUCAAUUAGUUUG